Molecule: messenger RNA, 1494 nt
Organism: Guillardia theta CCMP2712
Lineage: Eukaryota; Cryptophyceae; Pyrenomonadales; Geminigeraceae
Exons: 16
Coding region: 1-1494 (497 amino acids)
Source: RefSeq, a predicted model, not a curated record
AUGCGAGCACAGGCUCACUUACAUGCAGACGUGUCUGAUCGUCCUCAUCGCACUCUCGUUCGCUGCCUCCAGCUCUUCCUGGGCAUAGCCGUACCAGGGGUCACCAUGAAGGCUUCGUGGAUAGGAGCGUGUCCCUUCCGGAAACGUUGGUCUUUCUUCCUCCAAGCCCUCCUCGGCGCCGUCACCCUCACUGUCGGCCAUGAGAACCGCAAGUUCAUUCGCUGGGACCCGAUGCCUUCUGCCUUUGCUGCUCCCUCCUCCUCCAAGACAGCGUUCUGUCCUGCUCUUACUGGGAGAGCAGAGCAGCUGGCUUCGAGUUGUGCUCUUUCUGUUUCCCCCCGCCCUCGUCACCUCGCCUGCUCGCCUCCUCGUCAAGCUGCCAUGAAGUGCUUGAUCUACAGCAUGGUCGCGCGCGAGAGGAGGAGGGAGCCGCUGCUGUCGUCGUCGUUUGUCGUCGUCGCCUCCAACGCCUGCACCUUCUGCUCAGCCAGCAAGGAUGAGGCCGAGCGCGAGCUCUACCCCGACGACCUCACCAGAGAGCUGCUGGAUGACCUGCAGGCCUGGGGCAGCAGCAGAGGGGGGAGAAGAGGAUCGAAGUCGACGCAGAGAGAAGACGAGAGCGCCAUCGCUUUCGUCGACGAAGUUUUGUCCUCGUCCCGUGCAGCCGGGGAACAGCUCAAGGAGGAGGAGGAGAAGGAGGAGGAGGAGGAGGAGAAGGAGGAGGAGCCUGCAGAUGCUAGCGAGGCUUCAGAGGAGGAGGAGGACUUUGAGCUCGAAGCGUUUGCAACUGUGGGCGGGAGGUAUGACUCGGAGCUGUUGGCACUGCGAAGGGAGGAAGACCUGAUCCUAGCAGCUCCGUUUCAGGAGGACCUGCAGCGUGUCCUGGGGGGGAUGGGCGCUGAGGAGCCAUGGAAGGUCAUCGCUAGUGAGAGCCUGGGGUCCAAGUCGUUCGGAAGGGAGUGGAGGAACGUGCUGACGAAACUGAACAAGGAGCUGAGGCACGAUGAAAAUGAGGAGGAAGAGGGGGAUGAGGAGGAGGCGGCAGGGGAGGAGGAAACGGGAAACAGAGGCGAAGGGAGGAGGAGGAGGCUCACAAAGUUUGCAGACAUGAUUACGCGCUUCUCGGGUCUCCUCGCCGUGAAUCCUCAACGAAUCGAUGACUUGAAAGCCCUUCUCACUGACCGCAUGGAGUUGUCACUGAAGGAAGUGCGCUACAUCCUGUCUCGACGCCCUUCGCUGCUGUCGUACGAGGUUUGGGGAGAACGAGGAUUCGAGGCCACGGUACAGGAGCUGCUCAAGCUCGGGAUAAAGAAGAAGCAUCUACAAAUCGUCUUGAUGAAUUUCCCCGGUGUCUUGACCGUCAAGCCGAAGACUAUCAUGAGCGUUGUCGACGUUCUCUGCGAUGAGGAUAGCGGUGGUCUGGACAUCGAGAAGGACUUUCUGCCCCUCGUUCGCAAGGCUCCUUGGGUGCUUCUGUUCGACCCUUCGAGGUAA